AUGGGGAAGCCUAAAAAUAAGGAUUGGAGAUUGAAUGAUUGGAGCAAGGCCCAAUCCAACUGGGGUUAUCCCCCCACCAAAAAAGAUAAUUGUGAGGCAAGUGAAAGGAGCCAAUAUUGUUAUCCCAACUUAACAAAACAUGAAAACCCCAAAUGGAAAGGUCUGAAUGAAUGGUUUCAAAGAGUAAUCCAACCAGCAGCCUCCGACAGAUGGUCAAAGGAUUUCAGCCCAGAGGUUAACACGUGCCUAAAGCAGAGUAAAACAGAUCCCCCCUUCACUUGGGGUCAAGUGAUCGAUAAAGUGAUAAAUCAAAUUGGGGACGAUCUAAUAGCGGAUAACGAUACAGGAAGCCAGGCCCUAUUAUGGGGGAGAGGAGAAUGGUACAAUUUAUUGAACAGCACCGGUAAACCUACGGAGCGAUGGGAUAAACAUGAACUCGGUCAAGGACUUCUCAUGGCAAUAGUAUGCAUUUUAACAGGCUUGACAAGUUCAGAGACGGACGAGAAAACAAAGUAUCCCCAAAGGGCGCAAUUAUGUGAGGAGAUGGAUAAAGCUUUAGUUCAAAACUGGGCUAACUGGAGCGCUUGGUUGGGGGGUAACAGGAGACUCUCCGGGCAGGAAAAACAUGAAUGUAAAGACGGGGCAGGGGACAAAAAAUGUGAGAGUGCAAGUAUGAGUUUAGUAUUAACAGUAUAUAGAAGUUUGGCUAGUCUUUGUCAAGCGUGUGGACCCUAUAACAUCACUCGGUGGGUUCACAAAAUUUCCGAGGUCGAAACAGGAAAAGGAGAGAAGUAUUGUGAAGUUAAAAAUCGGGUAAUAACCUGUGGUAAAUCAACAGGACGGGUGUGGACUACAGGUGAUUUAGGAGUAAAUCCUAUAAAAAAAUCACUCCCAGACUCCAAGGAUAAUCAGUUGCCGGCAGGAACAAGUGACACAAACUUGGGAGGGCGACAGACUGAAGGGAAUAUCAACCCCCUUGGACGAAAUAGUUCAACCCUAGCAACCAGCAGGAGCAACGACGAAGCCUCGAAAGGAGGCAACAGAACCCCAGACAGUACCGGGGACACUAACCAUACCCUUGGCUCUACACCAGACACGGAUAGAUUAAGUUCCAUGGUAACAGGGAAUUCAGUGGACCGUGGCAACCUCCAAGGAAAAGAAUUCCCCACAACAGGAAGUAUCAAUCCCAAGGAUAAAGGGGGGGUGAGUAACAGAGCGACCGCCAUACCCCCCAGACAAGGAGCCGGGGAGAACAUUCCUCUCACCUCGGAUUCGAAAGAGUUAAAUAACCAACCAGCAGACUCAAACCUUCUGAAUCCUCCCACAACGAGCGAUACCGAUCCCAGUAUCAAUCUGGGAGGGACCGUGGGUGGUGUCUUAGCAAUUAUCUUACUGGGCGGGGCCGCCGCAUAUGGCAUAUUUCGGAUUUACAAAGGGAAGCAUAAGCCUAAAUCACGGAGAAGAAGCAUCAAUAUUUCAGUUCCUUAUGUUCCAGAAUACGAGAGUCUUGAGGUUUCGGUUUAG
Messenger RNA from Plasmodium inui San Antonio 1, 1524 nucleotides. RefSeq lists its product as hypothetical. Bases 1 to 1524 code for a protein of 507 amino acids. The transcript has a single exon. NCBI's taxonomy places the organism in Eukaryota, Apicomplexa, Aconoidasida, Haemosporida, Plasmodiidae. The record is from RefSeq and is a predicted model, not a curated record.